UACAAUUAUGCAAAUUAUGCAACAAAUUGUCAAUUAUGUGUUGCAUAAAUUAUGCAUUAAAAAUCCAAAUUAUGCGAAAAUUAUGCAAACACAUAAACCUGGGGUCUCUACUACAGUAGAUGACACUAACAAAACUUGUCAUUCAAAAGCUUCUAAACUUGAUCUUUCUUUACAAGAAGAAAUUCUAGUCAACACUGAUUUGCCCCUUUCUUCUCAAAAACAUUCUUCAAUUGUUGAUUUACCUCUUUCUUUACCUGAAUUUUCUGAUGAUGAUGAAAUAAUUGACUUGGAAGCCCCUGAAUAUGAUAAUGAAAAUACUAACAUAAAUAUUAUUGAAGAUAAUAAUAUAGGUGAAACCUCUAAGAAGAAAAAUCAUCGAGUUUAUUAUACAGGUGUUGCUCCCAGAACAAUUAGAUAUUAA
Molecule: messenger RNA, 421 nt
Organism: Entrophospora candida
Lineage: Eukaryota; Fungi; Glomeromycota; Glomeromycetes; Entrophosporales; Entrophosporaceae
Source: the annotation of a GenBank genome assembly